This is a messenger RNA of Triticum turgidum subsp. durum (durum wheat), 918 nucleotides long. The record is from the annotation of a GenBank genome assembly. Lineage: Eukaryota; Viridiplantae; Streptophyta; Magnoliopsida; Poales; Poaceae.
AUGAUCCGAGCGGUGCAGGUCGUCACCAGGGGGGAGAGCCGCCGGGCUGCGCUGGCGUCGGUGGCCGGCUACGUCAGCCACCGCGGCUACUCCACGGCCUCGAGCUCGCAGAGGCUGGCCGGGAAGGUGGCCGUGAUCACCGGCGGGGCCAGCGGCAUCGGCAAGGCGACGGCCGCGGAGUUCGUCAGGAACGGCGCCAAGGUCGUCCUCGCCGACGUCCAGGACGACCUGGGCCGCGCCCUGGCGGCCGACCUCGGCCCGGACGCGGCAUGCUACACGCGCUGCGACGUGACCGACGAGGCGCAGGUCGCCGCGGCCGUGGACCUCGCGGUGGCCCGCCACGGCAAGUUGGACAUCAUGCUCAAUAACGCCGGCAUCGUGGGCUCCCUGGCGCGUCCCCGGCUGAGCGAUCUCGACCUCGCGGACUUCGACGCCGUCAUGGCGAUCAACGCCCGGGGCGUGAUUGCCGGGGUGAAGCACGCGGCCCGCGUCAUGGCGCCGCGCCGCAGCGGCAGCAUCAUCUGCAUGGCCAGCGUCGCCGGCGUGCUGGGCAGCGUGACGCCGCACCCGUACAGCGUGUCCAAGGCGGCGGUGGUCGGGAUCGUGCGCGCCGUGGCGGGGGAGAUGGCGCGCUCCGGGGUGCGCGUCAACGCCGUCUCGCCCAACUACAUCCCGACGCCGCUGGUGAUGCGCAUCCUGGAGGAGUGGUACCCGAAGGCCAGCGCGGAGGAGCACCGGCGGAUCGUGGAGGGGGACAUCAACGAGAUGGAGGGCGCGGUGCUGGAGCCGGACGACAUCGCAAGGGCGGCGCUGUACCUGGCGUCCGACGAGGCCAAGUACGUCAACGGGCACAACCUCGUCGUCGACGGCGGGUUCACGGUGGGGAAGCCGCCCAACAUGCCGGCACCGGCGCUGUAA